UUGUGAGUCCAGGACAGCAAAGUUUGCUGCUCCCCACCAGCCUUGCAGUGUUUGGGCUGAUCACCAGGAAGGCAGCAGAAAGAGAAACUCAGUUCAAACUUCACCUGAAGCCUUGGUCUCCCCCUCUUCCCAAAUCAAGAAAGAGAGGGACAUUUACCCACCCUUUGUUGCACUCCCAGGGCACCCCUAUGAAGGCAACUUGCUGGAUCCUGGCAGGUUUUUACCUGCUUUUCUGCUGCAAGGCAGAAGAGGGACUGAACUUUCCCACUUACGAUGGGAAAGACCGAGUGAUCGACCUGAAUGAGAAGAACUACAAGCAGGCUCUGAAGAAGUAUGACAUGCUCUGCCUGCUCUUCCAUGAGCCUGUGAGUUCUGACAAGGUCUCCCAAAAGCAGUUCCAGAUGACAGAGAUGGUCCUGGAGCUGGCAGCUCAGGUCCUGGAGCCCAGAAGCAUUGGUUUUGGGAUGGUGGACUCCAAGAAGGAUGCCAAACUUGCAAAAAAAUUAGGCUUGCUUGAAGAGGGAAGUCUCUAUGUCUUUAAGGAUGAGCGGCUGAUCGAAUUUGAUGGGGAACUGGCCACAGAUGUCUUGGUGGAAUUCCUCUUGGAUUUGCUAGAAGACCCUGUGGAGGUCAUAAACAGCAAGCUGGAGCUUCAGGCCUUUGACCAGAUCGAUGAUGAAAUCAAACUCAUCGGCUACUUUAAAGGAGAAGACUCUGAACAUUUCAAGGCAUUUGAAGAAGCUGCUGAACAAUUCCAGCCGUACAUCAAGUUCUUUGCUACUUUUGACAAAGGGGUUGCCAAGAAGCUAGGUCUCAAGAUGAAUGAGGUGGACUUCUAUGAACCAUUUAUGGAUGAGCCUGUUCACAUCCCUGAUAAACCUUACACAGAAGAGGAGCUGGUUGAAUUUGUGAGAGAGCACAGAAGGGCCACCUUGAGGAAGCUGCGCCCAGAGGACAUGUUUGAGACAUGGGAGGAUGACAUGGAGGGUAUCCACAUUGUAGCCUUCGCUGAAGAAGACGACCCAGAUGGUUUUGAGUUCCUGGAAAUCCUGAAGCAGGUUGCCAGGGACAACACAGAUAAUCCUGACCUGAGCAUUGUCUGGAUUGACCCUGAUGACUUUCCUCUGCUGAUCACUUACUGGGAGAAGACCUUCAAGAUCGACUUGUUCAGACCACAGAUCGGGGUGGUGAAUGUCACAGACGCUGACAGCAUCUGGAUGGACAUCAGAGAUGAUGAUGACCUGCCCACAGCUGAGGAGCUGGAAGACUGGAUAGAAGAUGUGCUUUCUGGGAAGAUAAAUACUGAAGAUGAUGAUGACGAUGACGACGAUGAUGAUGAUGAUGACGAUGACGACGAUGAUGAUGAUGAUGAUGAUGAUGACGAUGAUGAUGACGAUGAUGACGAUGACUAACUGUGACUCUGUGCAGUUUGACUUGUGGGGCUUGAGAGCCUUCCCCCUGCGGCAGGUCCCUCCAUUGGAAGGCCUGUGUUUGAGCAAGCACUGCUGCUCCUCUUUGCCCCCUGCCCUGCUCCCCCUGCCCCUGCCCUU
Neopelma chrysocephalum (saffron-crested tyrant-manakin) is the source of this 1550-nucleotide messenger RNA. RefSeq names its product calsequestrin-2. The transcript is spliced from 11 exons. The record is from RefSeq and is a predicted model, not a curated record. Gene Ontology annotation, biological process: regulation of cardiac muscle contraction by regulation of the release of sequestered calcium ion. Gene Ontology annotation, cellular component: sarcoplasmic reticulum lumen. Lineage: Eukaryota; Metazoa; Chordata; Aves; Passeriformes; Pipridae. Bases 189 to 1412 code for a protein of 407 amino acids. Gene Ontology annotation, molecular function: calcium ion binding.